Molecule: messenger RNA, 3679 nt
Organism: Lates calcarifer (barramundi perch)
Lineage: Eukaryota; Metazoa; Chordata; Actinopteri; Centropomidae
Product: circularly permutated Ras protein 1-like
Biological process (GO): COPII-coated vesicle cargo loading
Cellular component (GO): COPII vesicle coat; endoplasmic reticulum exit site
Molecular function (GO): zinc ion binding; SNARE binding
Source: RefSeq, a predicted model, not a curated record
UUUUGAGUGAUUAGUGUCCACAUUGGGUUAUUAUGAAAUUUGAUACACUUACACUCCCAACAAGAUGAAAUAUAAUAUGAAUCACUUUUGUAAUUAGACCAUAACACCUUAACUCUUCAUCUAGUGACAUCAAUUCAAAAUUUCAACUUGUUUGGUUUUGGUUUUUGACUAAAUAUCCUAAAAUUAAUGACUAUUCCAUCAGACAGCUGUACUUUGUGUUUUGUGCUAAUUAGCACACUAACAUGCUAAACUAAGAUGGUGAACAUGGUAAACAUUAUACCUGCUUCAACAUCACCACAUCAGCUUUAUCUUUGUGUGCAUGUUAACAUGCUGACAUUCAUAAGUCCUGGCAUUUACCUCAAAGCACAACUGUUCCCAAUGUACAGCCUUACAGGGGGACUAGCAUGGCCUUAGGCUCACUUUUUUUAAAAAAAAAAAGGUUUAAAUAUAUUAUUAAGACAAAGAACACAAAAGAACAAAAGCAAAAACAUACAUGUGAAAAUAUGCUCUUUCAUUUUCAAAUUAUUUUUGUAGAUAUUAAAAAUAUAUCUAAUGCUUUUUAUACACUAUAGAGAUACUGUAUAAUAAUACAUAUAUUUACAUGAAUCAACCACCUGCAAAGCACAAAUACUGAAGUAAAAUUAACAAAAACAGGAACAAAAAAAUAAAAUAAAUAAUAUAUUUCUCCUGUUUAAUUUAAGUUAAAGCCUGCAUUUCUUUUGUUGUGUUGUAGUUAUUAGAAUUCCUUGAGCAAAUAUUAUCACUUUACAUGCACUAUAGUCCAAAAUGACUUACAUUUUAACAUAAUUCCUUAUGUCAGUUGCAGCACUGGUAUAGAUUAAAUCAUCCGAUCUGUGUGCAUGAAAGAAUUUCACAGGUUGUUCUUUUACUUUGAAAGAUUAUUAUUCAUAUUAAUCAUCUUGACCUUUGACAUGUUCCUGCCCUGUUUCUCAGCUUUCGUCUACCCAUUUUAUUUACAUUCAUAAAUGUUUGACUAGACUCACGCAAUAUGCAAUAAAUCUGACUAACCAGCCAACCCCGCAGCAAUAUCACUGAAGAAAGAAACCUGUUAGACAAGUUCUCUGAGGCACGGAGACUGAAUGACAAGACGUCACACACACGUCUUUAAACAUUUCUGAGACCUGGGUGCACUGUACGGUCAACAUUCAAAGGACUCUACAUGUGCAAGCAGAAUCACAAUGGAAUUUGCUUGUGGGUUUGUUUAUGUGACGCCACCAGUGAGUCAACGGGACGGCCAACGAUCCGGUGCCAAUGUCAUUAAACGCUCAGCUCUCCUCCCUCCUGUUAACCGAGUUCGUCCCAGCAUCCCUCCUCCUCCUCCUCCAACAAAUCCUGCAGAGGCCAAACCACCAAAAUUCCCCAGAUCACCAAAGAUCUUUGAACAGCUGGAAAAGAGCAAAGUGAAGAAGGUUGUGAAGCCCAGUCCCUUCUAUGAAAAUGCAGAAUUUCACAAUAAACAGGGGACGGCUUCUUCCACCAGCACAAUAGCUGAACAGACAACAUCUCCUCGAAGGACAGCUCUUCUUCCACCACACAUGAGACCUGCAGCAAGCAGCCAGUCUGAUCCUUACAGCCAGCCACUCAACAGCAGCCAGACAUUUACCUAUGACCUGCCAAAAAGUGAGCCAGAUUUAAAUGCCCAUCCCUGGGACCCCAACUACUCAUACAGUACACCAGAAGGCACUGGGGGUGAGGUGACACUGCCAGCUGAUUCUACCAAUGUGCUGGGCCAAACAUCAGCCCCGGCCCUCCCUCCAAGACCUUCAUUCAUGAAGUCAAUGCCAGAGUAUGUGGUGCUGUUACCCUCAUCCCAAUCACCUCCUUCAUCCUCUCAAAAAUUACCUUCAACCUCAUCACCUUCCCAGUCAUCUGCUGGUAAAGGAUCAGCAGAUAAGGAGCCUCUUCCAGGGAAUCCUAACGUGGUCCUUGUAAAUUUAGGGAAAUUACUCUCAGAGGAAAGAGUGCAGUCCAUACAAGGUGAACCCACCUCCUGUUCCCAGUGUGGCUCUGUGCUGGAGUCCUGUUAUGACAAUGUGGUUAAUGUGUGUCGCUUCUGUCAGUCCUGGGAGUCGAGCAGCUCUGCCAAUUUACCACCCAGUGUUCUCUAUGUGCUCAACCCUGAUGAAAAGCCCCUGCAUGCUGCUGACGCUCUGCUGCUCUUCUGCAUUGACAUCUCAGGCUCCAUGAGCAUCACCUCCCAGGUGUCAGAGGGAGAGCAUUUUGUCCACAGAUCCCGUCUUCAGUUUGUCCAGGAAGCUGUGCUGCAGUGUGUUCAGAGACUAAGUGAACAGCAACCAGAAAUUAGAGUGGGGCUUAUCACCUUCAACUAUCAGGUUGCAAUGUAUGGAUAUGAGAAUUUUCCUACAUGUUUCCUGAGUGGUGCUGAGUUGACUGACAGCAACUAUUUAAAAGAGGCAGCAGCCUGUUUCCCCAGUCCACCUCCGCUAUCUCAGACCAAGGAUUUCUUACAGAGACAAGUUAUGGGAUUAUCAGAAGGUGGAACCACAGCUCUGGGUCCAGCUGCUCUCCUGGCAAUUGCAAUGGCCUCUAGACAGCCAGGAUCCAAAGUGAUUAUCUGUACAGAUGGGAAGGCCAACACAGAGUUAGGAAACCUGGAGGUGGAGGAUAAUGAUGCUCGCACCCUCCUUUCAUCCACCAUCUUCUACCAGGAGCUGGGGGAGUAUGCUGCUAAUCAGGGUGUGACCGUGUCUGUGCUGUCCAUAGAGGGAACAGACUGCAGGCUGGAUGAGCUGGGAAGACUCGCCGAUCGAACCGGAGGGAAAGUGGUAAUAACAAGCCCGAACAGGCUGCACCCAGAGUUUGAACAGAUCAUUGAGAACAGGACCAUAGCUACACACUGCACUGUUACAUUACUGCUGCCCAAAACGCUGCAAAUGAGAGGAGAGAGAGAGGCUGGACACAAAGGGACCAGAGAGGUGGGGAAUGUGAACCCAGAUAAAGAGAUCACCUUCCAGUUUGGAGCCAAUGAACAUGACACAGAAGUGUUGAUGCCAGCCUCUGGUAGCCGUGUGUCCAUCCAGCUGCAGAUCAGGUACAGACAGAGGAACGGACAGAUGAUGCUCAGGGUGAUAACUUCAGACCGAGAAGUUACUGAUGACAGCUCGGCGGCCCUGUCCUCUCUGUCUCUGGCCAUCAUUCAACUCAACUCAUCCCAGGCCAGCGCCGCUCUGGCUGUCAGAGGACGCUUCCUUGAUGCCAGGAGGGAAGGAGAGCUGCAGAGGAAGCUGAUCGAGAGAGCAAUUGAACAUAAUCACAGUGCACAGGACAAACAGACAUAUAAAGAAUGGGUUGAAACCAUGAAGCCCAUAUACAACAACAUUCAUAACUUGACACGGAGAAAAUCUGUCAUUUCAGACUCACAGUCUCUAACAGAUGCUGGUGCAGUGCUGCUCUACACCAUGAAGCACAGCAACAGGAAGUCCAUCUCACUGAAGAAUAAACACAGACUCUAGCCAACUGUCAGCCUCCACUUUUUACCUCAUUGGAAGAAACUCAAAGUCAUGAAUGACAAGGAUAAAUACUGCAGUUUGACUUUGAUUAACUGGCAGAAUAGAUCAAAUAUUUCACAAUUUAAAUAACUUAUUAUUUAACUGUAAACUUGGUCAUCUGUGUCAUAAAGAAACUUAUUUCCCAGUAA